AUAACAAUAAUAAAUAAAUAAAACAAAUUAUGUCUGACUACGAUAAUGUGCGUAUAAAGAAGCUGGUGCUAAAGGGGGAAAAACAUAAAAAAAACAAAAAACGUAAGAAGGAAAAAGAGCACAAAGACGUAGAAGAUGGUGCCGCGAAGAAAAGUAAGACUACUGUCGACGAAGAUGCUGUUCAGCAUGGUGGUUGGUGGAAGGCAACAACCGCGGCAAAUAUUGUAGGAACUGUUGCAAUUGAGUUUGGAGAACGCUGCUAUUUGAAGGCUUUAGAUAAUGGAUUGUUCACAUUGGGCGCUCCACAUAAUCAAGGCGAUGGACCCGAUCCGGAAGAAAUCUUUACGGCGUUUCCCAUUAACGAGCGCAAAGUCUCAUUUAAAUCGGGCUAUGGAAAGUAUUUAAAGAUCGAAAAGGACGGCAUGGUAACGGGUCGAUCUGAAGCUGUGGGUAGUAUGGAGCAAUGGGAGCCUGUAUUCGAGGACAAACGAAUGGCGCUGUUGUCGGAAACUGGGCACUUUAUGUCCAUUGAUCCAGAGGAUGACGCUUGUGUGGCUUUGCGCAAGAAGGUAGGGCAACAUGAGAUCUGCCUGGUGCGUACUAAUGCUAUCCAAGAUGUUGUGAUUGAUGACCAACCCAAGGAAGAGAAGGGCGACUUGGGUGAAGUUGAGCGAAACUACGUCAAAAAGUUUCAAAAGUUCCAGGACAAGAAGAUGCGUAUUAGCCAAAACACUGUUAAGGAGCUUGAAGAGGCCAAGGCUAAGGGAUUGCUGCAUGAAACGCUUCUGGACAGACGCAGUAAAAUGAAAGCAGAUCGUUAUUGCAAAUAGUAAUAGUAAAUAGCUUUGUAAUUGUAAACGUUUAUAAAGAAACCAAGCCAACCAACAAACAAAUCAAUUAAAA
Molecule: messenger RNA, 903 nt
Organism: Drosophila busckii
Lineage: Eukaryota; Metazoa; Arthropoda; Insecta; Diptera; Drosophilidae
Gene: FRG1
Product: protein FRG1 homolog
Exons: 5
Coding region: 30-830 (266 amino acids)
Cellular component (GO): nucleolus; catalytic step 2 spliceosome; striated muscle dense body
Molecular function (GO): actin filament binding
Source: RefSeq, a predicted model, not a curated record